Cylas formicarius (sweet potato weevil) is the source of this 595-nucleotide messenger RNA. RefSeq names its product cyclin-dependent kinases regulatory subunit-like. The record is from RefSeq and is a predicted model, not a curated record. Gene Ontology annotation, molecular function: histone binding; protein kinase binding; ubiquitin binding. Gene Ontology annotation, biological process: regulation of mitotic cell cycle. Lineage: Eukaryota; Metazoa; Arthropoda; Insecta; Coleoptera; Brentidae. The transcript has 2 exons. Gene Ontology annotation, cellular component: SCF ubiquitin ligase complex; cyclin-dependent protein kinase holoenzyme complex. The coding region runs from base 143 to 394 and encodes 83 amino acids.
CCUGUGACUACUUUAUGCUGACGCUUGAUUGAUUUUGGAAAUAAAAGUUUUCUUGGGAGGGAAGUAUAUUUAUUAUACCGUUAUAUACAUGUGUAUAUUAUGAAUAUCUAUGUUAAUUUAUUAGAAAGAAAGCAGUUAGAAGAUGCCAGCUGAAAAUAUACAAUAUUCGGAAAAAUAUUGUGAUGAACGUUACGAGUACAGACAUGUUAUUCUACCUCCAGAUUUAGCAAAACUAGUACCACGACUGCAUUUGAUGACUGAAACUGAAUGGCGAAACUUAGGUGUACAGCAAAGUCCAAAUUGGGUACACUAUAUGCUACAUGGACCCGAACCUCAUGUGCUAUUGUUUAGACGACCAUUAUAUCAUACACUCGAACCAGUGUCUUAUAACUGAUAUAAAACACCCUAUAUCAUAAUAUGUGGAAGUUUGUUUCAAGAAAAUGAAGUGAAUUUGCUCAUGUAGUCAAAAGUACCAAGUUCUUUUUUUUUGCAGGAAUUUAAUUUGUUAUUUAUCUAUGGAAUUAAGUAAGUUCUUUAAUUUUUUUUAUUUAAAAAAUUGCUUUUAAUUAAGUUUUUGCUGAUGUAUAGGAUUUUC